AGAAAAGAGAUAAGAAGAAAAAAGGAAACACCCAAAAACACGCAGAAAAAAGUUUCCAUAUAAAAUCAAACCCCAAUUAUUCACCGCUCGUACUCUUCUCUCUUCGAUCGUUGUGGGUGUGGUGCGGGAGGAUAACCAAAGAGGAAAAUUGAGAAAAGGGUUUUUUCCCUUUUCUCAAUUCCCCUUUUCCCUCUCUCUCUCUCUCUCUCUCUCUGCUCUUGCUCGCUGUGGGAUGAGUCACCGUAUCUACUUUUCAUAGUUUUUUUUUUUUAAUUGUGUUAGUAUCUAGGAUUAUGGAUUUGACUUCCCAAUCAGCCGUUGAAUCUGGUGCCUUCCUGGGGCGGAAGGCGGCGGCGGAGGAGGUGGUGGAGGAUGCGGCGGUGGAGCCGCUGCCGUUCUAUGUUUCAGCCGUGGAUCCGUUCCUCGUCGAGGCUCUUCAAAACCCUCGUCAUCGUUUAACUAUUCUUCGAAUGGAGCUCGAUAUGCAGAAGUUCCUGCAGAAUCCUGAUAUGCAUCAGUUUGAGUUCCCACACUUCCCUACUUCGUAUCUUCGUCUUGCAGCCCACCGUGUUGCUCAACACUACGGUUUGCAGACCAUGGUUCAGGAUAAUACAAUAGAUGCCCAAGGAAUCCGGAUCUUGGUAAUAAAAAGACCCGAGAGUAAGUUUCCUGCAGUUUGUUUAUCCGAUGUACCAGCCAAGAAGUCAGAAAACGACAAACUUGAUCAAAUGAAAAUUGUCAUAAGAUCGAGGCCUAAAUCUUCCUCAAAUGACCCCAAUGAACUGGGCCUUAAACGCAGCCCAGUGAGAUCUGUAGAAGAGAGGAAAGAGGAGUACGAUAGAGCGCGGGCCCGCAUCUUCAGUAGUCAAAGUAGUUCCGAUUCCGAAGAUGCCUUGACUCGUGUUUCUUCUGAAGGGAGGAAUUUGAAUGUGAAUGUAAAUGACGAUGAAGUUUUGAGGAAUUAUGGUGUGGAUGGUACUUCUAGAGUAGCAAUUUUGAGGGACAGGGAGAAAGAUCGCACUGACCCUGAUUAUAAUCGCAAUUAUGUCAGAUAUGUUAAGAGCAUUCCCGAGACAUACAGCUUCAACCAAGGACCAUUAUUACAUAUGCCAAAAUUCCAGCCUCCAUUUGUGCAUUACGAUUCGUUUGUCCCACAGAUGAGUCAGAUGCCUGCCCCACAACCCUCGUUUAACUACAGGAGCCCUGUAAUGAGCCCUUACUGUGCAAUGGGAUUGAACCAUAGCUCUAGAGAUGCCUUGUAUGUCCAGUGGCCAACUCAAUCCAUGAUGUAUGCUGCACAGUCGUACGAUCAACUAAGACAUGCCUAUUUUCAGGCGCCUACCUGUCAGCAGCCUCUAAGUUUUGAUUACUCCCACAAUCUCCGGUGAUGGCUGCGCAAGUUAGAAUCGGGGAAUGUCUGUGUUACUUUAGGGAGGUCAUUUGUUUAGGUGUAUUAGUGUGUUGAAGACAGUUGCCAUUUUGUUUUUUGUUUCAUUUUUUGUUCUAUCAGGUGAUUUUGAAACUUCAUUUUAUGCACAAAAGUAAUAUUGUUUGUUGGAUGACCAGACACAUAUCUCUAUUCAGCUUCUUUGCUAUUCUUGAUUCUU
This is a messenger RNA of Erythranthe guttata (spotted monkey flower), 1607 nucleotides long. RefSeq lists its product as uncharacterized. The record is from RefSeq and is a predicted model, not a curated record. Gene Ontology annotation, molecular function: nucleic acid binding. NCBI's taxonomy places the organism in Eukaryota, Viridiplantae, Streptophyta, Magnoliopsida, Lamiales, Phrymaceae.